AUCCUCACCAUGGAGCUCAACAAAGUUCAGUCUGAAGGAGGGCUCAACGUCACCCUGACAAUCAGGCUCCUCAUGCAUGGCAAGGAGGUUGGCAGCAUUAUUGGAAAGAAAGGGGAAACUGUGAAGAAGAUGCGUGAGGAAAGUAGCGCACGCAUAAAUAUUUCAGAGGGAAACUGUCCUGAGAGAAUAGUUACCAUCACAGGACCCACAGAUGCCAUAUUCAAGGCCUUCGCCAUGAUCGCAUACAAGUUUGAAGAAGAUAUCAUUAACUCUAUGAGCAAUAGCCAGGCUACAAGUAAGCCUCCAGUGACCUUGCGUUUGGUGGUGCCCGCCAGUCAGUGCGGCUCUUUAAUUGGAAAGGGUGGCUCCAAGAUCAAAGAGAUGAGGGAGUCAACAGGGGCUCAGGUACAAGUGGCUGGAGAUAUGCUCCCCAACUCCACUGAGCGGGCGGUCACUAUCUCAGGUACCCCAGAGGCCAUUAUCCAGUGUGUGAAGCAGAUCUGUGUGGUCAUGUUGGAGUCCCCACCCAAAGGUGCUACAAUUCCAUACAGGCCAAAGCCAGCCACUGCACCCGUCAUUUUCUCUGGGGGGCAGGUAAGAGCAGACGCCCUGACUGCACCAGCCACAGCUAACCUCAGCCUGUUACUGCAGCAUCAGCCUCUUCCAGCCUACACCAUUCAGGGACAGUAUGCAAUCCCACACCCAGACGUGAGUGUACUGAUCCUCCUCCCUCCCCCGCAGUUGACAAAGCUCCAUCAGCUGGCUAUGCAGCAAACCCCCUUUACCUCCCUCGGACAGACCACCCCCGCUUUCCCUGGUGUGGAUGCCAGUUCACAGGCCAGUACUCAUGAACUCACCAUUCCAAAUGAUCUAAUAGGCUGUAUAAUUGGACGUCAGGGCACCAAAAUUAAUGAAAUCCGUCAGAUGUCUGGGGCUCAGAUCAAAAUUGCUAAUGCCAUGGAGGGGUCAUCAGACCGCCAGAUCACCAUUACUGGAACACCUGCCAACAUCAGCCUGGCACAGUAUCUUAUAAAUGCCAGGUUCAGAGAUGUGGCAGCCAUGUGGACGGACCCUUCAACCAUGACCACCUCCUGAAGUCACAUGCUCUAUUUAUCGAAGAUGUUCUGCUCUCUCUUUGAACUCUAUUUGGGCUUCAUUAAUUCUCUUAAAACCUGGAAUAUAUUCUGAAGUUUGUUUCUCAGGAUUACUGAAUCGCAUUUAGUCAAAUUAAAUCUGAUUAAAAUCAUUCAUUUCAUCAAAAAACAGCAAACAAAACAAACAAAUCUCUGUGCAUUUAUUGUAUUUAUUGUCUGCAUUGAAAGUAUUCUAAUAAGCAUUAUUUAGGCAGUUUUGGAAUCGUGUCUGUGUUCAACAAUAUAAUGCAUCGUCUUCUUAAUUAAAUAUAGUUUAGAGUUAUAGCACAGAAACUUAGCAUGCUGAAUGUCUAGCGGUUAUUACUCUUAUUUAUUUAAAACUAAUUGUUUUAUUCAUAUUAUACAGUAUAUUCAAAUGUAUUUAAGUUAUCAUACAUGUAAUGUGAGCAAUAAAUUGUGUGAAAAUAUGCUUCAUUUUAAAUUUCUAAGUGGCAAAACAGGCAGUCAUAAAUGUUGUGAUUUUGAGAAAACAAAAUUUUAAAUACACUGUAAAAAGCAAUUAGUUGACAAUAAAAGGUAAGUUAAGUCAACUUAAUAGUUUCUCAUAUUUUUAAUUAAAGUCAAUUGGUCACUUUAAAGGCAGCGGUGUUGAUCACUUUCAUUAAAGUAACUAAUCGCUUUUUAUAGGAAACAAAAUUAUGUUUUAGGUUUGAAGGUGACAUUUAUUCUUGAUUUAUACUUUAUAACACAGUUUGUUUCAUACAGCGCAUGAUAUUCUUUGGUCUGAAAAUAGUUGUUGAUUACAAACCAGAUGAUAGUCAGUGUUUAAUGAUUUAUUUCAGCUUUCAGAGGGCCUGAUUGUUUAAUCUUUGACGUUUUUACUUGGCUCAACAUUGAUGUUGACUGUGCUUCAAGUAAUUGUAAUAGUUUAUAAAGCAAUGUACUUUGUUUACAUCUUUGUUUAUUACCGUGAUGUGCUGCAGUGACUUGGAUAACUGAAAGUGUGGCGGUGUCACAUUCGUCCAGACAUACUUAAGAAAGAUUCAUUUAAUCAUUUAAGAACUGACCCUUUUGGGCAACGCAAUUGUGAUUAAAGUAAAGCGGCAAGUAACAGAAGCUGAUUUGAAUGUAAUGUUGUGACUUUUUAACAGGUCAUUUGCUGUUAAGCUUGUCAAAUGUACACCCAGUUGAAACAAACAGCAUCAAUAAAUAUACUCAAGUUCUUUUUUUCCAAACUUCAUUUCAAUAGAUAGUGACUACAUUGUGAAUUCUAUUGUAUAUCUGCUGUAUUUGCUCAAUGUUACAGUUCUCUGUUCAGAAUGUUUAUUAUUUAUAUCACAGAAAUGGGAUUCAUUCAAACGUAAUGUAUUAUGUAUGGAUUUCCGUGUUGACUGCUAUGUAAGCUUUUAUGUGAUGAAUAAUUUGACAUAAAAUCACAUUUUUUUAUUGAGAUCUCAUUUUCACUUCAUUGCAAGGGUACUUAUGAAGGUAAAACAAUUUAUAUGUAUUUGUUUCUGUCAUUUCUAUUUCUAAAGACAGUUAAUUGUGCUCCAGUGACUUAUAAUUGUAGACUCAUGCCCAUAUUCUGAGUCUGAAAUAUUGUUAUUCUGAAUGUCUUAACACCCUUGGCAGUCUUUAUACAGUGUAACAUCAUAUAAGAGGUUAUGUCACCAUAUACAAAAUAGAUUAUGCGUUUUGCAAAGAUAAUCUUUUAUUUUAGGUCUAAGAAAACAUGAACUGACUACAAUCUUUAAGUUAUGAUUGCUGCUGAAU
Danio aesculapii is the source of this 2867-nucleotide messenger RNA. Its product is annotated as poly(rC)-binding protein 3. Gene Ontology annotation, cellular component: nucleus; cytoplasm. The record is from RefSeq and is a predicted model, not a curated record. Lineage: Eukaryota; Metazoa; Chordata; Actinopteri; Cypriniformes; Danionidae. Gene Ontology annotation, molecular function: mRNA binding. The transcript has 12 exons. The coding region runs from base 10 to 1095 and encodes 361 amino acids. Gene Ontology annotation, biological process: regulation of gene expression; regulation of RNA metabolic process.